UUCUGCUCACACGGUUGAAGCCAAAUGGCGCGCCGACGAUGCUGUUCGACCCCGAGACGUCGAUCGUGGAGGACGGCUACGGAUCGAUCUUCGACAACGAGACGGGCAACCAGGUGAUCGUGCGCCGCUACACGCUGACCAACUCGGCCGCCAUGGCGGUGCAGGUGAUCAGCUACGGCGCGACCCUCGCCUCGGUCUGCGUGCCCGACGCCGACGGCGUGGUGAACGAGGUGACCCUGGGGUUCGACGACCUGGAGGGCUACCUGGCCAACGGGGCGAUGGUGGGCGCGACGGUGGGGCGCGUCGCGAACCGCGUCUCCAACGGCUCGUUCCGCGUGGACGGCGUGGAGCACUGCGUGCCGCAGAACGAGGGCACCAGCAGCCUGCACGGCGGGCCGAACGGCUUCGACAAGGCCGUGUGGCGGGGGCACCUGGAGGGCGGCAAGGUGCUGGUCAUGAGCCUGCUCAGCCCCGACGGCGACGCCGGGUACCCGGGCGACCUGCUGGUGAACGCCAGGUACUUCCUGACGACGGACAACGCCCUGGUGAUCAGCACGACGGCCACGUGCAGCCGCAAGACGCCGGUCAGCCUGACCAGCCACCCCUACUUCAACCUGGCGGGCCACGAGGCCGGGCCCAAGGGCCUGUUCGAGCACGAGGUGUGCGUGAACGCCAGCAGGUACCUGGCGACCAACCAGUGGAAGGUUCCGACGGGCGAGCUGCGCAGGGCGGAGGGCGUCAUGGACCUGAGGGUCCCGCAGGUGAUGGGGAAGGCGAUCCCGCUGGUGGCGGGCGGCGGCUACGACCACACCUUCGUGCUGGACCGCUGGGGCGGCGACUGGGCGGCGGGCGCCGGCGAGGGCGGCUGCGGCGGCGGCGGGGGCGGCGGCGUGCAGUUCGCGGCGCGGGUCGUGCACCCGCCCACGGGCCGCACCCUGGACCUGCUCACCGACCAGGCCUGCCUUCAGCUCUACACGGGCAGCGGGCUGCCGGAGCUCGGCUCCCCCGGGGCGCUGACGGGGCGCAGCGGCGUCGCCUACGACGCGCACGGCGGCCUCUGCCUCGAGCCGCACGGCUACGUGGACGCCGUCAACCACCCGCACUUCCCCGACCCCGUGCUGCGGCCGGGCCAGCUCUACCGCCACGUGGCCGUCUACCGCUUCGGCGUCACCAAGAAGGCCACCUGA
Bacillus rossius redtenbacheri is the source of this 1187-nucleotide messenger RNA. RefSeq names its product galactose mutarotase-like. NCBI's taxonomy places the organism in Eukaryota, Metazoa, Arthropoda, Insecta, Phasmatodea, Bacillidae. Bases 39 to 1187 code for a protein of 382 amino acids. Gene Ontology annotation, molecular function: carbohydrate binding; aldose 1-epimerase activity. The transcript has 4 exons. Gene Ontology annotation, biological process: glucose metabolic process; beta-D-galactose catabolic process via UDP-galactose, Leloir pathway. The record is from RefSeq and is a predicted model, not a curated record.